Pterocles gutturalis (yellow-throated sandgrouse) is the source of this 1086-nucleotide messenger RNA. It is a transcript of the gene TRA2B, whose product is annotated as transformer 2 beta homolog (Drosophila). The transcript has 7 exons. Gene Ontology annotation, molecular function: RNA binding. The coding region runs from base 128 to 697 and encodes 189 amino acids. Gene Ontology annotation, cellular component: spliceosomal complex. Lineage: Eukaryota; Metazoa; Chordata; Aves; Pterocliformes; Pteroclidae. The record is from RefSeq and is a predicted model, not a curated record. Gene Ontology annotation, biological process: positive regulation of mRNA splicing, via spliceosome.
UAGAUCAAGGAGGAGUUCCCGUAGACACUACACAAGAUCACGCUCUCGUUCCCGCUCCCAUAGGAGAUCCAGAAGUAGGUCUUACAGUCGGGAUUAUCGGCGACGACACAGUCACAGCCAUUCACCCAUGUCUACUCGCAGACGUCAUAUUGGAAACAGGGCAAAUCCUGACCCAAAUUGCUGUCUUGGUGUGUUUGGAUUGAGUCUGUACACCACAGAAAGAGAUCUGAGAGAAGUUUUCUCCAAGUAUGGUCCAAUUGCCGAUGUUUCCAUCGUGUAUGAUCAGCAGUCUCGGCGUUCAAGAGGAUUUGCAUUUGUCUACUUUGAAAACGUCGAGGAUGCUAAGGAAGCAAAGGAACGUGCGAAUGGAAUGGAGCUGGAUGGAAGAAGGAUCCGAGUAGACUUCUCCAUAACAAAAAGACCUCACACACCUACCCCUGGAAUCUAUAUGGGAAGACCCACUUAUGGCAGCUCACGACGACGAGAUUACUAUGACAGAGGGUAUGAUAGAGGGUAUGACGAUCGUGACUAUUACAGCAGAUCAUACAGAGGAGGUGGUGGCGGUGGAGGAGGAGGAUGGAGAGCUGUUCAAGACAGGGAUCAGUUUUACAGGAGGAGAUCGCCAUCCCCAUAUUACAGCCGAGGUGGCUACAGAUCUCGGUCCAGAUCUCGAUCCUAUUCACCUCGUCGCUAUUAAAGCAUGACAUGUAGAAGAAUUUCUAGCUACAGCCUUUGAGUUGAAACUGCAAGUUUGUGGACAAUAUUUUUAUUGUCUCCUCUGUUUAAACAAGUGAACAGUGCCUAGUGAAUAGGUGACUUUUACACCUUUUAUGAAGACUACUUCUGUGAUGUUAAAUGCUGUUUUGUUCUGCAUAUUUGUGUAGCUUGGUGCUUUGUUUCAAGUUGUGUUUUGAAAGGAGUAUGUUUUGCAUGUAUUUUUUUAGUCUCAAUUUUGACUCCUGAAAGGUUUCUAUUGUAAAGACAAACUGUUGAGUUAGUUUUUUCUACUGAUUCCAAGUUAUUCUGAAGAUCAAAACCUGUGUUAUAAGCUUUCAAAAAGUGAAAAAUAAAAUAAAAAUAAGUUUG